AUGUUCAGAAACAACUACGACAACGACUCCGUCACCUUCUCUCCCCAAGGCCGCAUCUUCCAAGUCGAAUACGCACAAGAAGCCGUCAAGCAAGGUUCCGUCGUCGUUGGCAUCGUCAGCAAGACACACGCAGUCCUCGCAGCACUCAAGCGCAACGCAGAAGAGCUCUCCUCCUACCAACGCAAAAUCAUCCCAAUCGACACGCAUUAUGGCAUUGCCCUCGCCGGUCUCGCUUCCGACGCCCGAGUGCUCUCAAACUUCAUGAAGCAGCAAUCGCUGUCCUCCCGCCUCACAUACGACCGCCCCAUCCUCCUUUCCGAAAUCACCUCCCGCAUCGGUGACCGCGCUCAGACAAACACCCAGUCAUACGGCAAGCGACCUUACGGCGUCGGCCUCCUCAUUGCCGGUGUCGACGCCAAGGGCCCACAUCUCUUCGAGUUCCAGCCGUCAGGUGUCACGCAAGAGAUGGUCGCAUGUGGAAUUGGUGCAAGAUCGCAGAUGGCGCGGACAUACUUGGAGCGGAAUCUGGACAGCUUCGAGGACAGCAGCCGGGAGGAGCUCAUCAAGCACGCAUUACGGGCGCUGAAGGAUAGUUUGAGCCAGGACAAGGAGUUGACCGUUGACAACACGAGUCUCGGCGUGAGUGGUGUGGACGAGCCGUUCAAGCUGUACGAGGGCCAGGAGAUUUCGAGCUGGUUGGAGACGACGUUUGAGAACAGACCUGAGGGUCAGGAAGGUGGGGACAGCAUGGCGGUGGAUUCAUGA
This is a messenger RNA of Zasmidium cellare ATCC 36951, 765 nucleotides long. RefSeq lists its product as uncharacterized. The transcript has 3 exons. The record is from RefSeq and is a predicted model, not a curated record. NCBI's taxonomy places the organism in Eukaryota, Fungi, Ascomycota, Dothideomycetes, Mycosphaerellales, Mycosphaerellaceae. Gene Ontology annotation, biological process: ubiquitin-dependent protein catabolic process. The coding region runs from base 1 to 765 and encodes 254 amino acids. Gene Ontology annotation, cellular component: proteasome core complex, alpha-subunit complex; nucleus; proteasome core complex.